Molecule: messenger RNA, 1158 nt
Organism: Artibeus jamaicensis (Jamaican fruit-eating bat)
Lineage: Eukaryota; Metazoa; Chordata; Mammalia; Chiroptera; Phyllostomidae
Gene: PNMA8C
Product: PNMA family member 8C
Source: RefSeq, a predicted model, not a curated record
AUGUGCGACCCCCAGGAGAAGCUGGCAUCUCUCCCCAUGGAGCUUCCCAGGUUCCUGGCCCCAAAGUUAUGGAAGUCAGAAGAAAACAGCCGGCAGGUGCAGGUGGGGCUGAAGCCCGGUGCUGCCCCAAGCCAGCAAGGAGGCCGGCGGGGUGGUGACAACACCCAUGAGCCUUUGCAGCACCUGGGCCCUGUGCAGAGCUUCCCGCCGAAGCGCGCGCCCCACCUCCAGACCCUGCCCCUUGCGCCGUGCCCAGGAGGCAGGAGCCAGCGGCCAGACGCCCGCCUCUGCUUCCCGUGGCCCGAGCCCCUGGGAAUUCCCACGAGGCCGCUCCCGGGGGUCGUCACCGGGGACCGAACACCGGGCACCUCAGCGGGCAGCGCACGCGGAACCCUUGACAGAGGUGGACACACUGGGCCUGCGAGGUCCAUCUUUCUCGUGCUCACGGCCUUUGGGAAGGGAUCAUGGCACCCUGGGCCGGUGCACGGAGCCCCGAGGCGGCACCAGCGGGCACCAGCGGGCACACUGCUGCCUCCGAGAGCUGGGCAAAGGCUGUUCGGGGCGACAGACAUCGCGCUGCUGGAGCGCGGGUGCCGGGCCCUGGAGAUGGAUAGUUACAGGUGCCUGAUGGUCCUAGCCCCAGAGGACUGCGACCACGAGGUAUUCGAAGAGAUCCUCAGGGUCCAGGAGCCCCUGGGCAAGUUCGCAGUGGCCGGAAAGGCCUUUCUGGAGGAGGACAGAUCCAAGACGGCCAUCAUUAGUCUGACAGAGGACAUCGAUUACUCCGCCAUUCCCAGGGAGGUCCAGGGCAAGGGCGGCCUGUGGAGAGUGGUCUGCCUGCCGUGGAAGCAGGACGUCAAAUUCCUGACCAAGCUGAACCUCUUCUUGCAGAGCAAGGGCCGGACAGUGGAGGACGUGGCCCGGGUCCUGAGGCAGGAGCUCGGCCCGACCGGGACGGGCCCCCGAGAGCUGCCCGCCAGAAAGUGCUGUGCGCCCGGGCCCGGGGACACGUCCCGAGCUGGGGCCUCUGCCCGGCUGGACGCCGUGCGGCCCCUGGACUCCGCGCAGAAGGAUAGGGGGGCUGGAGACAGCCAGAGGGGCAGGCGCAAGCAAAAAAACCGCCGAGGGUACCACGCGUACCACAAGAAGCUGAGGUGA